Syngnathoides biaculeatus (alligator pipefish) is the source of this 887-nucleotide messenger RNA. RefSeq names its product anti-silencing function 1Bb histone chaperone (gene asf1bb). Gene Ontology annotation, biological process: DNA replication-dependent chromatin assembly. The record is from RefSeq and is a predicted model, not a curated record. Gene Ontology annotation, molecular function: histone binding. Lineage: Eukaryota; Metazoa; Chordata; Actinopteri; Syngnathiformes; Syngnathidae. Gene Ontology annotation, cellular component: nucleus.
AUGUUUGUGUUUCAGGCUGAUGCUCCGAACCCAGACCUCAUUCCAGAUGAUGCUGUAGGAGUGACUGUCGUCCUUAUAACAUGCACCUACUCUGGUCAGCUUUUCAUCAGAAUUGGUUACUAUGUCAAUUAUGAAUACACUGACCCAGAACUCCGGGAAAACCCACCUCUGAAACCCGACUACUCCAAGGUGCACAGGAAUACUUUGGCCUCCAACCCAAGGAACCCUCGCUUCCAAAUCAACUGGGAAGGUCUAGCAGAGAAGAUGGAGAAUAACGAGAACCUGGACCCAUAUCCGUACAUCAGCAGGAUGCUCCCUCUGGCCUGUCUACCAGGAAAGAUGCCACCUCUUGGACUUAUAACUGUCAAUUCCCUGGACUGCAUUUAAAUGGUCAUAUUAGUUCUACGGACAAGCACUUCUCACUUGUAUACACCCCAACACAGCAUCACUGCAGGACCCAGAAGAGGAAAAAAAAAAAAACAGACAUAGUGGUACAACACAAACAUGACUGAUUUAAUAUACAGUACAUAAUCUUUGACCUGUUAGCAGUCUUCUACCCGAGGUGGUCAAUAUCUAAGUCAUCGGUUGCAGUUUUGAGGACUCUCUUUGCUUCUUAAAAAUUCAAUUGUCCUCAUACUUGUGUACACUUGCAGAAGCAAUUUAAAGCUUUGCGUGGUUAGAAAGGGUUGCUCACAAAAAGGUUUGGCGUUUUUGUAAAUUUGUACCAUUAUAAAUGCCAUAGAAAAAACCUCUGAAACGUUAUGGGUUACUUUCAGGCGUGUGUCCCAUCUCCCUUGUUUGCUUUAGCAGAAAAAAUGUGACCUCAGUAAAGAUUGGACAAAUUAAUACACAAUUUCCUUUUAACUUGAAAAUCAAAUUUCAUGAUA